Molecule: messenger RNA, 597 nt
Organism: Diospyros lotus (date-plum)
Lineage: Eukaryota; Viridiplantae; Streptophyta; Magnoliopsida; Ericales; Ebenaceae
Exons: 2
Coding region: 79-381 (100 amino acids)
Source: RefSeq, a predicted model, not a curated record
ACUGAGAACACUGGACCAACUCAACAACAGAGGGGAUCGAAGAAGCAGCCGAAUUGAAGAAAGAGGAAGAAGAAGAAGAUGAACACCGACAUUACAGCAUCGGCAAAGCCAGAGUACCCAGUGAUAGAUCGAAAUCCUCCCUUCACUAAGACCGUCGCCAACUUCAACACCCUCGAUUACCUUCGCCUGACCACUAUCACCGGCGUCUCCGUCACCGUCGGCUACCUCUCCGGCAUUAAGCCGAAAAUACGGGGUCCGUCCAUGGUGACGGGCGGAUUGAUCGGUCUAAUGGGGGGUUUCAUGUACGCUUACCAGAACUCGGCCGGCCGGCUGAUGGGUUUUUUCCCGAACGACGGUGAGGUUGCUCGGUACAAGAAAUAGGGCCAAACCCUUUUAAUCGUUCAGGCUUUUUAAUGCUAGAAAGACAAGAAAUUGGCGUUUGCAUAUGUUGGUCCCUGCCGUAUCGUGAUUUUAUCAGAAUAAUCAGAUUGUUGUUCUUCUUGAUUGUGCCGGCUCGUCUGUUUCCAAUUCUACACUCUGUUUUAUGGAAUGUUGACAGACUUUUAUCUGGUAUUAUUGAGCUUCUGUAUUGUUUUA